Gambusia affinis (western mosquitofish) is the source of this 611-nucleotide messenger RNA. RefSeq names its product SPT4 homolog, DSIF elongation factor subunit (gene supt4h1). Gene Ontology annotation, cellular component: DSIF complex; nucleus. Gene Ontology annotation, molecular function: RNA polymerase II complex binding; zinc ion binding. The record is from RefSeq and is a predicted model, not a curated record. Lineage: Eukaryota; Metazoa; Chordata; Actinopteri; Cyprinodontiformes; Poeciliidae. Bases 131 to 484 code for a protein of 117 amino acids. Gene Ontology annotation, biological process: regulation of transcription elongation by RNA polymerase II; positive regulation of DNA-templated transcription, elongation; mRNA processing. The transcript is spliced from 5 exons.
GACGCCAUACUGUGGGUCCUAGAGCUAACUACUACGUCAUUAGUCGUCGCUUAAAAAAAUACAUAGCCACAAACAUUAGCCAGUCUAAUAACUUGUCUGAUAGCGGUUUAUUCUUUGGAAAUUUAAAAUAAUGGCAUUAGAAACGGUGCCAAAAGACCUUCGCCACCUCCGGGCCUGUCUGCUGUGUUCUCUUGUAAAGACCAUCGACCAGUUUGAAUAUGACGGUUGUGACAAUUGUGAGUCGUACCUCCAGAUGAAGGGGAACAGAGAAAUGGUUUAUGAAUGCACAAGUUCUUCGUUCGAUGGAGUUGUAGCCAUGAUGAGCCCUGAAGACAGCUGGGUGGCUAAAUGGCAGAGAAUAGGUAACUGCAAGCCGGGUGUAUACGCAGUGUCAGUGACAGGCAGGCUACCUCCAGGUGUGGUGAGAGAGCUGAAAAGCAGAGGAGUGAUGUACAAAUCCAGAGACACAGCAGUGAAAACAUAACUUGUUCAGUGUCCUGCUUUCUUGUCUUUGUCAACAGCACAUUUAGUCAUGUACAUCUUUUUAAUCCUGGUUUCUUUUUGUCACGAUAAACAACAAUAAAGGUCUUUUUUUUUAGUUAAAACUGUAA